This is a messenger RNA of Postia placenta MAD-698-R-SB12, 909 nucleotides long. RefSeq lists its product as hypothetical. Lineage: Eukaryota; Fungi; Basidiomycota; Agaricomycetes; Polyporales; Adustoporiaceae. The transcript is spliced from 15 exons. The record is from RefSeq and is a predicted model, not a curated record. The coding region runs from base 1 to 909 and encodes 302 amino acids.
AUGGCCACAUCAACCACUACUGACACACUUUCCAUUAACCUUAUGUCCUCAUUUGGCCCAAUGCUUAUUGGUGUAUUAUUCUCAUGUGCACUAUGGGGUAUUACAUGUGUGCAAUUUUAUGAUGCAGACUCUGUAUGGUUGAAAGGUUUUGUGAUGAUUAUGUGGUACAUAUAUUGCAACAUUGGCUUAUGUUGUUUUGAUAUUGACAGUGUGGCCAAUACUUAUAUUACACUGGGGGGAUGUGGAAAGAUUGGUUGGUCCUGGACAACCAUAUUUACCCAUCGUACAUGGAUUGUUUCCAUUGUGGAUGUUGUUGGAGGCAGGAAAUGGACAGGUAUCUUUGCAUUGGAGGAUCAAUUCGGACUUGCAAACAAGAGCUUUUCUGAGCUGUCUUCUGCAGAGAUGAUUGGUAUACAAAUUGCAGUCCGUGCAGUUGGUGCUGCAAUUGACAUCACUGUGACCAUAUGUCUUAUAUAUAUACUCAUGCAACAUAGACAUGCUGAGCUUAUAUUCUCCAAUAAACUCAUUUAUCACCUCAUUAUUCUUGCCAUCAAUACUGGAUUGUGGACUGCAAUUGUGGCCACAGUAGACUUUGCAAUGCUGGCUUCUAAUCCGAGUUCUCUCAAGUACACACCUUUUGAGUUUUCGCUCAGCUCACUUUACAUCAAUGCUCUUCUUGCAAAUCUGAAUGCCAGGAAGUACUUACGGCACGGUGGCAUUGCUCCCAUGAAUGGAUUCAUUGAAGAUGGUGUAAUUGCUAUGCAACCUAUGAGCACGGGUCAUACUAAUUCAUUCAGAACAGAGGAAACCCAUGAUACCUCUGUACCUAUUAAGGUUGCAACAUCCAGAGUUGUCGAGAUACCACACAAUCAGACUAAUCCUGAAGAGCUUUCGAAGAGGUACCUUUGA